AUAAAAGUCCAUAGAGCCGAACGGUCAGUCUUAGCUUCUAAAUAUAUUCAUAAAUUGACUUUAAAAAAUUGAAUAAUUAGUUAACUUGACCUGCAGUUUUCAUCGCUUGUGCGAUGGCGUCAAUGUCGUUAAAUUCAAUAAAACAGAUCAUGAGAGCGAUGGUGGACAGUCCUGGAUUUGACCGGGUUUUAAGUAAGGUGGAGGUAUUGUCUGCAGCCCCUGGGAAAGUGGUGUGCGAGCUGAAGGUGGAGGAGGAGCACACUAACAGAGGAGGCACUCUUCACGGAGGGCUGACUGCCACACUGGUGGAUGUGAUCUCCACCACGGCCAUCAUGUACAGCGAGAGAGGAGCUCCCGGGGUCAGCGUGGACAUGAACAUAACAUACAUGAACGCAGCUAAAAUUGGAGAAGACGUCCUGAUCACUGCACAGGUUUUAAAACAAGGAAGGACUCUAGCAUUUGCAACAGUAGAUCUCACCAACAAGGCAAACGGAAAACUCAUUGCUCAGGGAAGACACACUAAACACCUUGGCAGCUGAUUGAUAUUGUACAUGCCGUGUAAUGGACAUGAAACAUGUUGUUCUUUAAGUUAUCUAAUAAACUCCGGCAUAAAAAUCUUUGCACUGUGUUAGUAUAUGUUCAGCAGUGUUUAUUUCAACAGAAUUAUUCAAACAAUGGGUACAUCAAAAUAAAGACAAAGACCCACCUUCCCCUUCGACGUGAACUCAAUUUCAAAAAGGGGGGGAAAAAAAAGUAAUAUUUUUAUGCCUUAAGAACGGACAGAGAUGGCUUACAGAUACCAAGUCCCAAGCACUGCAAUAUUUAGUACUCUCAGAACAGGGUGGUCUAUAAAAGAUAAACAAAUCCGUAAUGAUCCAUUUCAAGCUUCACUACGAAAUUUCUCAUUAGGUACAUAAGCUUGAACAUCAGUCUCCCAUCACAUACCCACCACCAAUGAUUACAUCUGGUAUCAGUAGCUCGUAUGUAUAUAUAGUGCAUGAGUUGCUCAACUGGUGACAAUUACCAUCCCAAGGAAAAAAAAAAACAGCAUCAGAAUUCCUCCAACAGACAGUUUGUCAACCACUUUAGAUAUACACCACACACACCGCACCUCCGUCCCCAUCAGGCAACACUCCUCCAGAAAUGAUAAAACAAACAAGUUGUCAUAUUAUAGGCAAGGAAUGACACUCAAAUUAAAAUGUCCAGCAAAAACUAAGGCAGUAACUGAAUGAGAAGCAAUGCCUACACCAAAUGAGUUAACAAGUAUUGUUCACCUUGUAAUAGAAGCCUUUUGAGGAAGACUACCCAGGCUCUUUUGUCCUCCGUCACUGAUUGUCAUUACUCAUGAAAUCCCUACUGAAUAUAACAGACAUGUUAACUAUCCCUCAUGACAGUGAUGUUAAAGCCAGUCCAACACACGAGGACCACAUGUGAGAGACCUCUGUCAUUGGUUUCCUUUUUUUUAGUUUUUUGUUUUGUUUUCGUAACGUAAAGAGUUCCUUCGGUGACUGGUAUUGUUGACGGUGCAGCUCCAAGAGAACAACCACUCAAAAUCAAUGUUCAUGCAGGUUCAAAUAAAAACUGAUCAAAGAGAGGGGAGAUGGGAUGAACCAAAGCAAGAUUGGUUGAGGGAGGAUUAAACAAAAAAAAAAAAAAAAAAAAAAAA
Messenger RNA from Onychostoma macrolepis, 1666 nucleotides. RefSeq names its product acyl-CoA thioesterase 13 (gene acot13). The transcript is spliced from 4 exons. Lineage: Eukaryota; Metazoa; Chordata; Actinopteri; Cypriniformes; Cyprinidae. Gene Ontology annotation, molecular function: fatty acyl-CoA hydrolase activity. Bases 114 to 539 code for a protein of 141 amino acids. The record is from RefSeq and is a predicted model, not a curated record.